GUGAAGUCCCCCUUAAUCUUAGCAUGCAGGCCGCACACCAGCCACCCGUCUACAACCGCACCGACGACGACGAGAACGUCAACGUACAGAUCCAACAUAUUGUAAACAGAUUAGUUUUAAGCGAUAGUGACGAUAGCGAUGAGUUCAGUUCAGGCGACGAUGUUAAUGCAUAUGGCCAGGCUGAUUCAGAUAGGCUCGAUCAAUACUUCGUGGAAUGCCGAUACCCUGUACUCAUAUUUAUAUACUACUCCGGUUGCUGGUGGCAAGUGAAGCGAAUGGCCGACGAUGUUGUCACGUUGCGACUCUUACGACCGCCCUACCCGAUCCCUUACAUGUACUCAUACCCUCCGCCAUAUAGAUACCUCGAAGAUGGUGCUUUUGAACCAAACUUUCCGUUGUCGAAUAAUCAAGGGUUGAGUCCUGUUCCGCCUCCCAUUGAUUUAGAAUUUCCGUCUCGUCCGCGUCCCGCUCAACCGGAGCCUUGUCAACCGCGACCCCCUCAACCGCGACCCUCUCAACCGCGACCCUCUCAACCGGGACCCUCUCAGGCGGGACCGUCUCAGGCGGGACCGUCUCAGGCGGGACCGUCUCAAGCGGGACCGUCUCAGGCGGGACCGUCUCAAGCGGGCCCUUCUGAACCGGGGCCAUCUCAACCCGGACCAUCUCAACCGAGGCCCCCUCGUCCAGACCCACCUCGACCGGAGCCUUAUGAGCCACAACUCUGGCACUUUGACGGAGAAGACUUUGACGUAAUGGUUAUGGACCUCGACAAUCUAGAUCAGUUGGCUUUGCUUCAAGGCCCGUUACCUGUGCUCCAAGAUCCACUACCUAUACUCCAGGAACAAGUGCCAGUACUUCAGGAACCUCUUCCUUUAUUCCAAGAACCACAGCAACAAAUACUAGGGCUAUCGCAGCAGCAGUUGCAGGCGAUCCAGCAGCAGCAGCUGCUUGCACUACCGCAGCAACAAAUGUUUGUUCUGCCCCAAAACCAAUUCCAAGCAUUAAGCCAACAACAAAAUGAAAUGCUGAGGCAACAGCAACAACUGCUAGCACAACAGCAACAAGAACUGCUGGCACAACAGCAACAACAACUGCUCUUACAACAGCAGCAAGAAAUGCUAAGAGUGCAACAACAACAACAACUCCAAGCAUUACCUCAGGAACAAAUAUUAACACUACCGCAAUUCGUUGCCUUGAUCCAACCACCAUUACCCCAGCAGCCGCCGAUGCCCCAACAGCCACCGGCACCCCAAUUGCAACAGCUGCACCAAUUGCAACAGUUACCACAGUAUCUCCAACAGGCACCGCUGCCUCAAGGGCCACAGUUUCCCCAGCAACCUCAACUAGCCCAAGGGCUACAGUUUCCUCAACUUCCGCAGUUCCCCCAACUGCCGCCUAUGCCGCAACUGCCGCAGAUGCCCCAACAGCCACCGUUACCCCAACACCAGCCGUUACCGGGCUACGAAGCGGCUGGCUUUGCGCAAUACGCCCCCGGUAACCAUUACUACUACAAUUAUAAUUAUCCGCAAUAAUCAAAUUGAUUGGUACGCAAAUCUUAACUCGUGAACCCUCUUCCAUUACAGUGUCAUUAAUACGUUAAACUCGUUGCAUGUACAAUACUAAAUUUUAAAGCGAUAUUGGGUACUUUUGAUGUACCCCCUCCCCCUACCC
Trichoplusia ni (cabbage looper) is the source of this 1671-nucleotide messenger RNA. RefSeq names its product histone-lysine N-methyltransferase 2D-like. The transcript has a single exon. Lineage: Eukaryota; Metazoa; Arthropoda; Insecta; Lepidoptera; Noctuidae. The coding region runs from base 24 to 1532 and encodes 502 amino acids. The record is from RefSeq and is a predicted model, not a curated record.